This is a messenger RNA of Tauraco erythrolophus (red-crested turaco), 211 nucleotides long. Lineage: Eukaryota; Metazoa; Chordata; Aves; Musophagiformes; Musophagidae. The record is from RefSeq and is a predicted model, not a curated record.
GCAGUUGCUGAAAGACCCCCAGGUGCUGUUUGCGGGGUACAAGGUCCCGCACCCGCUGGAGCACAAGAUCAUCAUCCGCGUCCAGACCACGGCCGAUUACAGCCCCCAGGAGGCCUUCACCAACGCCAUCACGGAUCUCAUCAGCGAGCUCUCCCUCCUGGAGGAGAGGUUCAGGGUUGCUAUUAAAGACAAACAAGAAGGAAUCGAGUAA